AUGGGAUCUAAAUUGAGUAUAGACAAGCAUGUUUCAAAUUUGGAGGACAUUUUAGAACUCAAUACGAAAUUAUUGGAGAAGAUUAAAUUCGAUAGUAACAUUCCUGAAAGUAUAACCUAACACUUAAAAGUAUAUAAAUUUCAAAAAUAUCAGAUUUGGAAAUUUUAAGAGGACAAGCACCCUAUAAAGAAAGUUAAAUCUGAACCAAUCAAUUUAAGCACCAUCUAAACUAGCGGUUUUAAUUUCCUAUCAACUGAAUGCUAUCUCGUAUUGUUGGUAUACAAAAAGGCCUAAGAAGGUAUAACAUUCCUUAAUUAACAUAGAGUACAAUCAAUUCACUAACUUCCCCCAUCAAAUGUGGGGCGUCGUUGAAUCUUACUCCAACCUAACUCCCAGAGGAUUAGAGGAACCAGUAGCAGCAUCAGAAAGCCAUCUAGAAUCCUUUUUGCUCCCUCAAAGAUAAUAAAAUCCCUCAACGUCAAAUAUUUACGAGUAUAUGAUUUUUGUAUGGAAUGGCAAAACAGCCAAUCCCUUAAUUAAAGCAUCAGCCUUGUCCAAUGCUUUUGAAUUAGAAAACUUGUUAAAUAGAGGAAGAGAUCCCUUACUUGAAAUACUCUUUAGUGGUGGCAUAAUUAAAAAUAAAAAGUUGUCGAAAGGAUCAAUUUUGACAUUGCAAAGCAGUGCCUAAACAUCAUCUACUACCAAUAUCGAAACUGAAAAUUAAGUAAGAGAAACUGUGUAUUUGUUUAAUUUUCUGUUUCCAGUCCCUGAAAAGAGGAAGGAGUUCUCUAAAUUGGCAGAUUUUCUAGCUAAAAAAUAAAAUACAUAGGCAUACGCAUCAUAAUUUAUUCACGUUGAUUUAAAUGAUGAACAAAUUUAAAAUUCUAACAACAACAAAGUAAUUCAAAAACCUAAAUUGAAUCUAAGAGAAUCAUUGACUAGUAGAGAUGCCUAACCAAGAGAUGCUUUCAAUGAAUUAGCCUUUCCUAGAAGAAAUUCAAAUGAAAUUAACAAUAAAAUACAUGAGAUCUCCAAUGAAGGAUCUCCAUCUAUCUCAAAGGAAAGUUCAAAACCAAUUUCCAGCCGUUCGAGAGAAAAUAAUAGAUAUGAAGAUACUAGUCCAUAACAAUAACCAAUAACAAACAAUAAUACAUUUUAAUUUAAUUUACCUGCAUAAAUAAAAAGCAAAGUUCCUGCAAUAAACAUUCCUAAACUAGAUUUAAAUUGCAAGACUCAUUCUCAAGAAGUCAGCAUUGGAGUUCCAUUAGUAGAGGGAGUUGAGUGCAAUGAAAAUGAAAAAAUAAAACCAAUGAAAUUACCACUCGCAAGUCUGAAAUUAUAACGAGAUGAUACUACAUAUUAGGAUAUUGAAGAAGAGGAUUCAAAUGGAUUCAAUUUUGAUAUUAGAGAUACAGAUAGGAAAAAAUUAAAAAUUUAGCAUUUUGCAGAACAAUGCUCAUCUGUUAUUCCUAAUUUCCUUUAUGUUGGAGGUGAAUAAAUAGCUUACAAUAAGGAGGUUUUGAAAUAAAUUGGAGUUACCCAUGUAGUCAAUUGUGCUGGAGAUGUGUGUAAAAAUAAGUACCCCGAUGAUUUCUUUUAUUAAACUUAUUAUCUGAAGGAUUCAAAAACAGAAAAUAUAGAAUGCAUAUUUUAUGAAGUUAUUGCCAUCAUUGAAAAUGCGAAGAAGAAUAAUGGAAAAGUGUUGAUUCAUUGUGUUUAAGGAGUAUCAAGAUCUGUGUCUCUGUGUAUAGCUUAUUUAAUAAUUUCCUAAUAAAUUACUUAUUCCCAAGCAUUCGAUAUUAUUAAGAAAAAUAGAGGAGUAGCAUCACCUAAUAUGGGAUUUACAGUUUAAUUGUUGCUAUUUCAAAAGAGACUACAAGCCUCAUAUGAUAGUAUCCCUAUUGCUCCAAGAGUAUUUGCAGUUGGCAGAGGAGUGAGUGGACCCCAAAGUAUUGCAUGCAGAAUGCUUAUGGAUUAAUUGUAUUCUGGCAAGGUGUUGAGAACAUUUGAUAGUCGAGGAGUCUUUUUAGUGCUUUCAGAACAUGAUUUGUAUUUAUGGAUUGGACCUGAAUGUAAUAAAACAGAAAAGUAUUUCAUUAUUUUUGAUUAGAUUCAUCCAAUAUGCUCUUGAUUAUACUAAAUUUUUGAAGCAAUUUGAAAAGGCCCCUAAUAUACAACCCAUAUUGAUGGAGGCUGAAAAUGAAUCUGAAAUGUUUUGGGGUUUAUGGGGAAUUGUGGGUAAACCUGGGGUGAUUUGCUAAAAAAUAAGGGAAUGGGAUCCAUGGUAUGAAGAAGUUGAUGAGAAUGAAUUUAAUAAAGAAAAAGAAUCCAAUAUUUAAUUAUACAGUUCAGACAGGGUUGAGGAAGUUCAUGUUGAAAAGAAGGCAUUUUACAUUUAUCCAAAUUCAGAUGAUUAUCUAUUGAUGUUCGAUUUAGAAGAUCUGGAUUAAUCUCAGUUAUGCAUCUUAAUAAAAGAAAUUAAUAAAUAAGUCUUACAGGUCUAUGUGUGGAGAGGAUAAGAGUGGGCAGGAAAUGAUGAUGUAAUAUUAAUUCAUUAUGUUAGGAUGAGUAAUAUUUUGUACAUGAAAUCAUAAGCAAACACUAUCAAUUUAUAAGCGAAAGAAAUAUUUAUGUAUUCUAAGAGGUAACUAUAAUGAUUAUCAUAAACAUUAGGAACCUAAUGAAGAAAGUGAUGUAUUUCUUGACUGCUUUUCAUGACUUUAAUUCAAUAAUACGC
Paramecium octaurelia is the source of this 2737-nucleotide messenger RNA. Lineage: Eukaryota; Ciliophora; Oligohymenophorea; Peniculida; Parameciidae. The record is from the annotation of a GenBank genome assembly.